UGCCGCCGCGCGCACACCGGAGCUGUCCGCGCCCCGGUGCUGCAGCUCCCGCUCCCGCUCCCGCCGCCGCCGCCGCUGCCGUUCUGUUCCCCGGUGAGCCCGGCCCCGCCAUGGGCGGCGGGGCGGCGCGGAGGCGCUGAUCCCCGGCAGCCCGGACAAGCCGGUUGGUCGACCCCGGGAACUCGGCUCCGCUACAGCCCGGGAAGUCGGUACUCCGGGAACUCACGUCCCCGGUAUCCCGGCUCCCCACGGGAACUCCUCGCUACGCCGGCAGUCCGGGAACUCGGUACUCCGGCAGCCCGGGAACUCGGCCCCGUUGACCCCGGCUCCUCGGUAACCCGGUACUCCGGCUCCCCGGGAACUCGCACCCGCAGCACCCCAGCUUCCCGGUAACUCCCGGCAGCCCAGCACCGAGUAUACCUCGGCUCCUCGGCACUCCGGCUCGCUCCUAGCCCCGUUCCCCGGGCUCCCCCGUAACUCAGCAUCCCCAUCUUCCCCACCCCUCGGUACCCCAGAACCCCAUCUCCCCAUUAACCCCGGUUCUCCCAGUUCUGCAGUAGCUCCGCUCCCCAGCUCCCCAGCACCCGGGCUCCCCCGGCCCCCGGGGUCCCCGGCCCCCUGCGACCGCGACCAUGGCGUUCAUGGUGAAGAGCAUGGUGGGGGGACAGCUGAAGAACCUGACGGGUGGCCUGGGUGGCGAGGAGAAGAGCGAGGGCGAGAAGUCUCCGGCCGAGGCGCAGGGCAUGACACGCGAGGAGUACGAGGAAUAUCAGCGGCAGCUGGUGGAGGAGAAGAUGGAGAGAGAUGCCCAGUUUGCCCAGCGCAAGGCGGAGAGGGCCACGUUCAGGUCCCACUUCCGAGACAAGUACAGGCUCCCCAAGAAUGAAACGGAUGACAACCAGAUCCAGCUGGUGGGAGGUGACGUGGAGCUGCCCAAAGAGCUGGCCAAGAUGAUCGAGCAGGACAACGAGGAGGAGGAAGAGAAGAACUCAGUUAUCGGCCAGCUCAGCAACAUCCAGAACCUGGACCUUGAUUCCUUGAAAGACAAAGCUUCAGCCACGCUAGAGGACCUGAAGCAAUCGGCUGAGAAAUGCGCCGUGAUGUGACCCAGCUGAACCCCCCCUCCUCGUCAACGUGACGGUGGGGGAGAAGGGAGGGGAUGCGGCGAAGGGUCUGGCGGUGGCUGUUGCCUGCAGCGGGGACCCCACUGAUGUUGUCACCCUUGCCUUGUGUGAGUCGGGUCCUCCUUCUGAGCCAUGUGAAGCCUCGAGUCCCUGACCCAGAUGUCCCUGAUGUGUGGUUUUUUGUUUUGUUCUCCGGUCUGAGGUUAGAGCAAUGAGCCAGCAUGCCCCCCCCUCCCUGUAACCCAAUGCCUCCUCCUGUGCCCGUGGCAGUGGGUGUCUUUAGCGAGAGCUGGGGUGGGGUGGGGGGUUUGCAGGGAAGGAAAGCCCCGAGUGACCUUGGAGUGUUAUUGAACCACAUCAGCAUGGGAAGGCAAAGGCUUUCCAGCAGAGCGGUGGCCAUACACCGUGUCUCUGCCUCCACAUUUCGACCGAGCCUCCUAGAAAUGACAGGGAGGCUCCAAUUUGCUUUGCAAGGACAAGGCACAAUGCGAAAUGCCCCCCACACACCCCCUGCAUCCCAUACCCAUCGCAGGAGAAAUAACAUCCCGUCCGUGCAAGAAAUACCAACCACUUUGCCCUUGAGGGCCCCUCUCAAAGGAGUCAGCUGGGAAGGACCUGCUAUAUGAUCCCAUUUAGCCCAGCAGCAACGGAGGUGUUGAGGAUCAGAGGGAUAAAGCCUGAAUUAGUGCCAGAGAGGAAUAAAACCCCUCCUCGGUGCUCAUCUGAACCCACACCAGCCCUUCCCCGGAGCGGUGGUGGCAUACCCUCCCUCUCCCAGGGUGGGAUCCACUCAUGUCCUUGUUCCUUCCAGGAGAAGAGCAAAGUGAUAAGGGGAAAAAAAAAAAAAAUCUCCUCCUCCUCCUCUGUUGUGCUGUAGUUGUGUGCUGUGCUCAUUUGAGUGUCUCUCCACCUCCUAUGCUGUCCCCGUGCCAUGGUACUGUUAUAACCGGUGGAAUAAAUAUCAGGAGAUGUCUAUGCA
Messenger RNA from Harpia harpyja (harpy eagle), 2103 nucleotides. RefSeq names its product complexin 3 (gene CPLX3). Gene Ontology annotation, biological process: neurotransmitter transport; synaptic vesicle exocytosis; regulation of neurotransmitter secretion. The transcript is spliced from 3 exons. Gene Ontology annotation, cellular component: SNARE complex; terminal bouton. Lineage: Eukaryota; Metazoa; Chordata; Aves; Accipitriformes; Accipitridae. Gene Ontology annotation, molecular function: syntaxin binding. The record is from RefSeq and is a predicted model, not a curated record. The coding region runs from base 633 to 1106 and encodes 157 amino acids.